Molecule: messenger RNA, 1476 nt
Organism: Pyrus x bretschneideri (Chinese white pear)
Lineage: Eukaryota; Viridiplantae; Streptophyta; Magnoliopsida; Rosales; Rosaceae
Exons: 7
Coding region: 186-1277 (363 amino acids)
Source: RefSeq, a predicted model, not a curated record
GUAUAGAUACGAAAAUAAUCGUUUUGGUAAAUGGUAGUAAACAAACGAAGAGACGACGCCGUAUCGACUGAAUAGAGAAAAAGCGUUGCAGGCGGCUGCUCUUCUCCCUCGGCGAGGCACGCGCCUCUGCAACUCCUUGCGCAGAGCUCAGUGAAAUACAGGUAUAUUGUUUUUGACGGAUCAUCAUGGGCAUGAAUCGCCUACCUUUUGAAGCUGGCCAAGAGGUUGAAUGCAGGUCGUUUAUCCCGGGUUAUCGCGGUGCGUGGUUCCGUUGUAAGAUAAAGGAAUACGGCUUGAGACAAGCUCGGUUGUCGUCUAGCAUGGAGUAUAUUGACUUUCCUGAUGAAAAAGUGAAGUGGACAAGAGUAUAUCAAAAAAUCCCUGGUGUUGGUAAGAAGUCAAAGUCAUUAAAAGUGCAAUUGAUGUUGCGUCCUCAGUUUCCUCCCAUCUAUAAUAGAAGUACAAUACCUGAUGCCAAUACCAGAGCAGAAGUGGUGGUUAUUGUCAACGAUGAUUGGAAAGUGGGAGAUUUAGUUGAUUGGUGGAAGGAUGGUUGUUAUUGGUCUGGAAGAAUAACAGAAAUAUUGGGGAAUGAGAGCUUUAAGUUUGAUUUGCCACCUCCUCCAGAUGGUGAAGGAUAUUCCUAUGAAGUUUCUUCCAAGGAAUUGCGCCCAUCCUUGGAUUGGUCUCCAGAGAAUGGUUGGACAGUACCCACACCCAUGGAGGGUGAACAUGUGCAUCCUUGUGCUCGAGUAAUGAAGCCUGGGGAAGUUCCAAGCUGUACAGCCCAUGCUGUGGGUGAUGAAAGUAGGUGUCUCCAAGCUUUUGCUACAGCAUCACAUCGUUCACCUUCUUCUCACGUGUCUGCUAGCUCAUUGCAACCUCCUAAAGGAUUAGAGGAAAUGGCAAAGCAACCUCUAGGCACUAUAAAAACUACGGAGAAGCCACCACCAGAUGUAAAUGUUGGAUCCGAUAUGGCAGAUAGUGGGAUUGCGAAGGCAAGUUGCUCAGAUAGUGUUUCAAGUUCGCAUGUUAAAAGUGAGCCAAAGGGGAUGCAAAGAAGUGCAACCGGAGAAGAUAGAGUUGACAACAAUGUGUCGUUGAAGAAAAUGAAAACGGAUGGGAACAUAGUUUUAAAUUCGACGAAGUCUGAUACAUUAGAAGCUGCAAUUCUGGACUUGGAGGAACUUGUAAGCCGGGUUAAAUGGAUGAAGGGCGUCUUAGAGAUUGGAAUGCCUUUGACAAGUGCCACGCGCCCCACUUGGAAGUUUCUGUGACAUCAUCCUUGUCCUCGCCAAAACGAGAGGUUUCCCUCCCAGUAAGUGUACCUAUCGUGAAAUUUUUUUACCGGCGUUUAAAUUGUUACUAACUCAUGCUCAUCUGUUUUGACUGUUUUCUUUUUACGAACUUCUUUUGGGGUGAAUGUGAAGCACAUAUUGAAAGGAAUGAACUUUAUGCAUAACUUUCCGUACAAAA